Cooperia oncophora is the source of this 2286-nucleotide messenger RNA. Lineage: Eukaryota; Metazoa; Nematoda; Chromadorea; Rhabditida; Trichostrongylidae. The record is from the annotation of a GenBank genome assembly.
AUGUCCGAUCUGAGCGAUGAGGUGAUGAGUGACGAGGAAUCGGCUGAGAUGUACCGGCAAGUGUUUGGCGAAGGCGAACCCGAGUAUAUGUUUGAACAACUUAUUGAUGGCCCCAAUGUAGAGCAAUUCGAUAAUGAGAAGGAACGAGAGGAUACGAAUGAGAAUAUGGUGGAUUCAAGGGCAGCACGACAGAUUUCUCGAGGAUUGCCUACAGUGAAAAAGCUCACGAUCAAGAACUUCCGAAGAAAGAAUGACGACAUAGCCGAUUUGAUGGCAACUGGAUGGCUUACUCUCGAAGCGAGCAUAAAUGCUAUUCAGACUAAACAACAUGUCACUACGAACUUGGAACAGCUGUAUAAAGUGGUGGAAUCGUUGUGUGAAAAUAAAAUGGCAAGAACCACAUAUGACAAGCUGUUGGACAAUAUCCGCAAGUGGAUUGGUCGAUUUAGGAACGAAUUGAGUGAAAAGUGCGUAGCUGGUGGAGUGGAGUUUAUGAAGGCGAUAGAGAAUCUUUGGAGUGAUUAUUGUGAACAAAUGAUUCUUAUUCGUAACGUAUUCUUAUACCUUGAUAGAACUUUCAUUCUAGAAAACAUUGACGAAUCACCCAUUUGGGAGUCAUCUUUGGUAAUUUUUCGUGAGGAAAUUAUACUGCAUGGCAGUGUACUGAAAAAGUUGGUCUCUGGAAUUUUAGAUAGAGUUGCCGAAGAAAGGGCUGGAGAUCAGGUGGAUCGUUAUUUAUUGCGAGCUCUCCUUCGAAUGUUGCGAACACUUGAUUUAUAUAAACAGGUAAACCUUAUCGUCGCUCCAAGCUCUUCGAUAGAUGAAAUUCCUUUCAAAGCACGAGGCGUUCAUUAUACUCAUGAAAACUGUUGCUUUUUGUUACACGUUGAACGUCGAAUCAAAGAAGAAAAUGAGCGAGUCGAUCUUUACCUUGACGAAAGCACUCGAACGCCGCUGUUGACGAGAGCUGAAAAAUGCCUUAUAAGUGAUCAUAUGCAGGAAGUCGUCUCUCGGUUGUUACCUGAACGAACAAUCGCUGUGAGUGAUGUGUCACGACUGUAUUCUCUCCUCAGUCGGGUCGAUGGAGGGAUUGCCCUGCUCAAGACAGGAUUUUCAUCGUAUAUCAAGAAGGUUGGAAAGUCCAUGAUCAUGGAUCCUCAACGAGAUCCAACGAUGGUUGAGGAUUUGAUGACUUUCAAGGAUAAAUUAGAUGUUUUUGUCGAAACUUGUUUUGGAUCCGGUGAUGACAAGAUGAAAUUCGCUCAGGCUGAAAAGGAUGCGUUCGAUUACUUUAUUAAUACUCGCGGGAAUAAGCCAGCUGAGUUGAUCGCUAAGUUCAUGGAUGCGAGAUUGCGUAGCGCGAAUAAAGAGGCUUCAGAUGAGCAGUUAGACCAGCUGAUGAACAAAGUGAUCACCUUGUUCCGCUUCAUCCAGGGAAAGGACGUGUUCGAAGUGUUCUACAAAAAGGAUUUAGCCAAGCGGCUGCUUCUGGGUCGAAGUGCUUCCGUUGACGCCGAGAAGAUUAUGUUGAGUAAGCUGAGACAAGAUAGUGUGGUGGCUGGUUUCACGGCCAGGAAACUGAGGGAAUGUUCCCGGGAUAUGGAGUUGUCGAAAGAUCUCGGAGUUGCCUUCAGAAAUUACAUUCAACAUGAGAGCUCGUUAGGACGAUUUGACGAAUGCGUCGAGUGCAGUGUGAAUGUGCUUACGAUGGGACAAUGGCCAGCAUACGACAACAUUCAGCUUUACGAAAGUUUUUUUAAUCGAUUCGCGACAAUCACUGGACGAAACUCCAAAUGGCAACCUCGCCUUGGUCAAUGUGUUUUGAAAGCCAACUUCCGAAGAGGGUGCCAAAAGGAGUUGAAAGUGUCUCUGUUUCAAGCGAUUGUAUUAUUGCUCUUCAACGAUCAACCAUCAUGGACUGCUGCGGAUAUUAUGAUGGCUACGAAAUUAGAUCAGAAGGAGUUCGUCCGCACAAUGGUUUCACUUUCCGUGGCUAAAAUACGCGUUCUCGUUAAAACUCCCAUGAACAAGGAGAUCAAGGAUGAUGAUGUAUUCACGGUGAACACAGACAUCAAGGAAAUGCGUUUCAGAAUUCGUAUUUCUGAAGUUCAAAUGAAGGAGACGGAAGAUAGAAAUCCACAAAGGGCCGAUUUGAAGAGGAGUCAAUCAAGAUCGUCCAGUAUAAAUAGAUGCACAAUCGUUCGUGAUCGUGGAUUGAAGACAGCAAAAACUCAAUCAUCAGCUUUGCUGAUUCUCAGAAUUUAUAUUGCCACAGUUACAGCGUAG